UGGAGAUUAAGGUAAACGCGCGCGUUUACUCGUCACAUUACAAACAUUGCUAUAGUUUGGCCUCAUUCGCGGGUCCGGUUAGAACUCCGCUUUCACUGCCAGGAGAGCAGAAAAGAUGGAGUCCAGCGAGGAGGGUGGCCUCAGUGUUGGAGGCUCUGUGGGAGAAGAGAACUACUUCCAGGGAUACACGUUCACUGACCGCUCUCAUUCAAGUCGGGUAGUAAAAAGCAUCAUGGACUUGUGUUUGGAAGAUGGCCUGUUUGCCGAUGUCACCAUUACCGUGGACAGCAAAGAGUUUCACCUGCACCGGCUUGUGCUCUCAGCGCAGAGCAGCUUCUUCCGAUCGAUGUUCACCUCCAACCUCAAAGAGUCUCACAAUCGCGCUAUUGAGCUGAAGGAUGUUAGUGCCACUGUGUUUCAGCUGCUGAUUGAUUACAUCUACCAUGGUACGAUCAAACUGAGGGUGGAGGAGCUGCAGGACACAUACGAGAUGGCAGACAUGUAUCAGCUGACCGCUCUGUUUGAAGAAUGCUCCCGCUUCCUUUCGCGCACAGUGGAGGUCAAGAACUGCCUGCAGGUGAUGUGGCUUGCAGACAGACACAGUGACCAGGAACUUUAUACAGCAGCCAAACAUUGUGCUAAAAUCCACUUGGCUCAGCUCCACCAGACUGAGGAGUAUCUCAACCUGCCUCUUUGUCUACUGUUGGACAUCAUUAAAGAUGGUGUUCCCAGCUCGCAGAAUCCAACUGUGGCUAUUGAGUCCUGGAUAAACCACAACAAGGUUGAGAGAGAAGAGUUCUUAUGCAUCCUCCAAGAAAACCUUAAGGAAAUUGGCGAGAACGUCCACAUUUACUUGAUUGGCAAAGAGGAGACAAGGACUCACUCCCUGGCCGUGUCCCUCCACUGUGACGAGGACGAUGCGAUCAGCGUCAGCGGGCAAAACAGUUUGUGUCACCAGAUCACUGCAGCCUGUAAGCAUGGAGGUGAUCUGUAUGUGGUUGGGGGGUCUAUUCCACGCCGCAUGUGGAAGUGCAACAUGCACACUAUGGACUGGGAGCGCUGUGCCCCACUGCCCAGGGACCGCCUCCACCACACCAUGGUGUCCGUGUCCACUGAGGACGUUAUCUACUCUUUGGGAGGCAAGACGUUGCAGGACACGCUCUCCAACGCCGUCAUCUACUACACAGUGAAGGACAACAUGUGGACAGAGACCAGCCAGCUGGACACUGCAGUGUCAGGAGCUGCCGGCGUUAACCUGGGUGGAACCAUCUACCUGCUCGGAGGGGAGGAGAACGACAUGGACUUUUUCACAAAGCCGUCCCGUCUCAUCCAGUGCUUCGACACGUCCACCCAAAAGUGCCAGAUCAAACCUUACAUGCUGCCGUUCGCGGGCUGCAUGCACGCCGCGGUCCACAUGGACGUGAUCUUCAUCGUAGCAGAGGGAGACUCUUUGGUGUGCUACAACCCCCUGCUGGAGAGCUUCACCCGCCUGCGUUUCCCCGAGGUGUGGAGCUGCGUCCCGUCCCUCUGGAAGGUCGCCAGCUGCAACGGCUGCAUUUACGUCUUCAGGGACAAAUGCAAGAAAGGCGACGCGAACACGUUGAAGUUUAACCCGGCCACAUCGGUUGUGUCUGUUAUCAGAGGCAUAAAAAUCCUUUUGACAAACUGGCAGUUUGUUUUGGCGUAACCUGUCCUCCGGAUGCUCACACACUCGCCACAGACAAUCAGGGAAGACUUGUGUCUCAUGUUAUGACUUCACUCCUCAGACAUCCUGCGAGGAGUCCGACCCUCUAAAUGUAUUUACUCAGCUGUUUCUCUCAUUCCAUUUAGUCUUGGCCACCAGCCAUGUAAUGACAGUUCAGCGACGUCUGCCACCUGCUUGUUCAACAGUGUGUCUCAUCGUGGAUCCCUUAGUCAAAAAGUUUGUGGUGAUGCUGUGAGCAGUGAUGAACUAAUUAGUCGUUUUCUGUGCAAUGCUUGUUUGACAUGCAUGAAACAGCUUCAGUGUAAAAGUCGUUCCGGGGUCUCUCUCAGUAUACUGUGAUCAAGUGUCGUAUGAUGUAGACUCUCCCCCUACGUCUGUGCGCAUUAACAUCGGGAUGUUUUCGAACUUUUCAGAUUUUUAGUUUUUUUUUGUGUUAAGAUGGUAUUUCUCAAUGUUACAAAUUUGGAAGAGAACUGUCAAGUAUAUAGCUGUCAAUACAAGCUGUCACUGUUUGUUUUGAUGUGGCCUGUAAGUCAUUACGUAUUAACUAUCCCCUGAAAUUAAUACUAUGUUUACUACCUGGAAUUAAGUAUUGUUCAUUUCUAUAAUUCUACAUGAUGCAUUCAUAAUACAACAAAGUUGAAUCUCUGCAGCUUCCCUCAGUGAUCCAGCUAUAAUGUCCAACAUCAGACCAAGCUUUCAGAAAUCACAGCAUCAUUGCAUUGUGUGUUCAUUGCGAGGCUGGCCAAUAAUUUCAGUAUAUCUGUCAACCACUGCGUCGUGUUCUGUGCAAAGGUUCUGCCAAAGAGAAGACUCAGGCGACCCACUGUCACUGGU
Molecule: messenger RNA, 2542 nt
Organism: Salarias fasciatus (jewelled blenny)
Lineage: Eukaryota; Metazoa; Chordata; Actinopteri; Blenniiformes; Blenniidae
Gene: kbtbd4
Product: kelch repeat and BTB (POZ) domain containing 4
Exons: 5
Coding region: 116-1687 (523 amino acids)
Molecular function (GO): protein binding
Source: RefSeq, a predicted model, not a curated record